Molecule: messenger RNA, 2676 nt
Organism: Parascedosporium putredinis
Lineage: Eukaryota; Fungi; Ascomycota; Sordariomycetes; Microascales; Microascaceae
Source: the annotation of a GenBank genome assembly
AUGCUCGAAUUUCCUCAGCCCGGCAUCAAGUUUAAUUUCACCAUCCUGCCCCAGUCUGACCACCGCGGUCCCAGCACGCCGUGUGAUGCCCAUUGUCGUGUGGCGUGGCGAGCCGAACACGGCUCAGAAUACGACUUUACGGGCAUAUGCGGCCGCAGUUCUGAGACGGAUUUGGAUACACUAGAGUCAGAGAUCCUGUCAAGGCCUGGCGCUACCAUAUUCAAGCGUUUUGAGCAUCAGUUUUUCAAAGGCCUCAGUGUUGUGUCCCGCGAUGAGAGCAUUGCCUCCCUCCUUGAAAUUGCUGGUGUAGACCAGGCCUGGCAGGCGGGAAAUGUGAUACUCGACAUCCCGGAGGUCAGCACGACCCUCAAGGCCGCGCAGGACCAACCAGAGGGCGAGGAUGUUCCUUCGGCAUCUACUUAUGAUCUCCACCACUUCACUGGCGUCGACAAGGUUCACUCCGGAGGCAUCCUUGGCGAGGGCGUCAAGGUGGCCGUCAUCGACACGGGCAUUUUCUAUAAACACCCCGCCCUUGGUGGUGGCUACGGCCCCGGCUUCAAGGUUGCCGGAGGCUACGAUCUCGUUGGAGGUGGUUAUCCUACGGCGCCGAUUAACCCCGACAACGACCCCUACCCCGAGACGAGAGAUCCCGAGUUGUACCAGAACGACCACGGAACCCAUGUAGCCGGUAUUAUUGCCGGAAAAUCCGAUUGGUUCACCGGCGUUGCUCCCGAAGCUACCUUGCUAUCGUACAAAGUCUUCGGACACACCAACGUCGGCGACGAAGAAGUCUUCAUCGACGCGUUCCUCAAGGCGUACGACGACGGCGCCGACAUCAUUUCCGCCAGCAUCGGCUCGCCCGGCGGAUUCAGCGACAAUGCGUGGGCCACCGUCGCAUCCACGCUCGUAGACCAAGGCAUGGUCGUCAUCGUCGCUGCGGGAAAUAGCGGCCGCAGUGGGCCGUUCCUCACGGAUACCGGCGCGUCCGGCAAAAACGUGAUUGCCGUCGCCGCCAUCGAAGCACCCCACAAGCCCGGCGACUUCCACGUCACCACCAAGUUCCCCAACGGCUCCGGCGGCACCAAGGACGUCAUCAUGCCCAUGAUGACCAACUCCGACCCGGCGGCCUUUGCCCAAGCCAACGGUCUCCCCAUCUGGUCCCUCGGGCGGGGCUUCACCGCCUGCGACGAGCUCCCCUCUGACGUCCCCAACCUCGGGUCCUCCGUCGUUCUUGUGUCUCAGGCGGACUGCCCUUACGGCACCAAGGUCAAGAACCUCGUCGCCAAGAACGCCCAAUACAUCCUCUUCUACAACGACAACAAGAGCGCCGCACCCCUCAACCUCGUGGAUCCCAACGGCGGCAAGCCCACCCACUUCACCAACUGGGGCACCCUGUACGACCUCGACGUGAAGCCUUCCGUCGCCGCCUACGGCGGUCACAUCUGGAGCACCGCGUUUGACUGGCCGGGACAGGGCGACUUCGUCCCCAACUGGAAGUGUUUCGGCGGCACCUCGUUCGCCACCCCUUAUGUUGCUGGUAUCGCUGCUCUCUGGAUCAGCCGCUACGGCGGCCGCAGCGUCCACGGUCCCGGUUUCGCCAAGGAGCUCGCCAACCGCAUCAUCUCGAGCGGCCGCACCGUCAGCUGGGGUCUCCCCGUCCAGGACGACGACGCGCCGAACCCGCACGUCCCACCCGCUACCGCGCUCGCUCCGGUUUCGCAAAUCGGCUCCGGCUUGAUCGACGCCUGGAAGAUCCUCACCUACACGACCUCUCUCAACUUCGAGGCCUUUGCCCUGAACGAUACGGCCCACUUUAGGCCCAAGCACUCGAUCCAGAUCAAGAACGGCGCCCAGGAGGCGGUCACCUAUUCCUUUGGCCACCAGCCCCUGACCGCCUACGAGGCGAGAGGUCCCCAGGCCCUCUUCAUCGCCGCCUACAACCAGCUCAAGACGAUUGAUCUCGAGGCCGAGGUGGCGCUGCCGGGAGAGAUUACCCUUGGGGCUGGUGAAACCGCUACAGUUGAAUUUACCUUUACUCGACCCGUUUAUGCGGAUGAGUUCAAGAUGCCUUGCUACAGCGGAAAGGUCCUCGUCAAGAGUAGUGUGGAUGAGGAACUCGCGGUGCCAUAUUUCGGUGUCGCAUUCGAUCUCAAGGAACAGUUCCCGCUCAUGCUCGUCCCUGGCACUCCCACCGUAGAGUCGCUAGGUGCAAUCUCCAACUACACGUUUGAAUGGUUCGACAAGACAUACACUACCCCUCAACUCGCCGUUGAGCUGCUCUACGGAACGAGAGAGCUCCGGUUCGACUUCUUCGAAGACGGCUGGACUGAGAGCAAUUGGGUCUACCCGCCCGUGGUCGGCCAAAAUGGUUACAUCGGCUCGGCGCUUGACAACUGGGAGGUUCUCACCCGUCAAACUCCUACCCAUCGCUACAAGUUCCCCAUGACCAACUACGCUCGCUCGCCCACCCGUGCCGUCGAGGACUUUACCUCGCGCUUCUUUUCUUGGCAGGGCGAGUUUACCGACGGCUCCUGGAUCCAGCCUGGAACUUAUAAAAUUCGGGUGGCGGCUCUCCGACCCUUUGGUGACCCUUGCCAGACUGAGGACUGGGAUGUUUGGAACGCCCCGCCCAUGGUGGUUAAGUUUGCUGAGCCGAUCGAGGAGGAGGAGCCAUAG